AGGACCACCGAGAGACGAGGCCACGCACGCGCGCGAGCCGCAUCAGGAGCGUGUGAAGGUGCGCGACGAGGUCCAAGGGCGGGCGGCCAUUGGUUCGUCGGUUCGAACGAUCCAUCGCUCGUACCUUUCCCAAUAGAUGUACAAGUCCAGCUGCCUGCCCGCCCGCUUCUCUGGACGUCACCUCGCCCUGCAAUUUUCAUUCUCCCUUGUACAAUUUAGAAUGUUGAUGGCUUUUAAUCAAGAACAACAAUGGGAGGGCAGUGUUUUCGAAAGGUUGGGUGACCCAAACUUUCCCAUUGUUUUCUUGGGUCACUCGUUUGGAUCAUGAGGGAGAUCAUAAUGAAUGAGAUGAGGCGGCGAUGGCCGCUGAAGAAGCAAGCUUCUCAUCCCUGUCACAUGGCAUUUUGUUGUGUGGCCUUUUGUUCUACUGAAAGGAAGGUCAUAGAAGGGAGAAGGGCUUUUCGCGAUUGGGCAUUAGGGCUUACCGCUGCCAGUGCUUUCCGGUACUGUAAUUGUUGCCUUGGGUUGACGCUAAAUCUUCUUCUUCGGUGUUUGGAUUCGUGCUAAUGGUCAGCACCACUGGUCAUGGAGCUGUAGAAAUGGUUUGCUGUGGUUCCAAGUACUCCAAGGGAGAGGAAUGAAAUAUUUUUCUUGGAUUAAAGAAGUGUAUCGAUCACAACUGUACGUGAGAAGCGGAGGAUGUGAGAUUGAGGAGAUGAAUGAGCAAAGCUCCAGUUCACGAUGUGCCGAACAUGGCGAGAUACGGCGCUCAUGAUGCAGCACGGACUUCGCUCCCAGUGAGGAGCGUCUGUUCGUAGCCACCAUAGGUAUCCCGACAAUGCCUUCCCCGGUGGUUCCCGGCCCGCGAACUCAGCGGUGCCAGAGAGGCUUUGGGCCAGCCAACUUUGCCAUUAACUCUGCGGGAUGAGAUCUGCUG
Messenger RNA from Marchantia polymorpha subsp. ruderalis, 937 nucleotides. NCBI's taxonomy places the organism in Eukaryota, Viridiplantae, Streptophyta, Marchantiopsida, Marchantiales, Marchantiaceae. The record is from the annotation of a GenBank genome assembly.